AUGUCUUACGGUGGUUACGGAGCACCUCCCCCGCCUGGAGGUCCAUACGGUGGAUACGGCGGGCCACCCCCAGGUGGACCGCCACCUCCAGGCGGAGGAUAUGCUUACGGUGGAGGAUUUGCCCCGCCGCCAGGACCACAAGGACCCCCUCCCGGCGCUGAUCCUCAACUUUGGAACUGGUUCAGCGCUGUUGAUACCGAUAGAUCAGGUGCUAUCACCGUUAGUGAAUUAGAGCGCGCAUUGAUCAAUGGCGAUUGGACUCCUUUUGAUUUGGAUACUGUAAAGCUCUUGAUGUCGAUAUUCGACACUGAUCGCAGCGGAACUAUCGGAUUCAACGAAUUUGCUGGACUUUGGAAGUACAUCAAGGACUGGCAAAAUGUCUUCCGACACUUUGACCGCGAUCGAUCAGGGUCUAUCGACGGAAAUGAGCUUCGAGAUGCUCUGGCGCAGUUCGGUUACCGACUGUCUCCGCCGCUUCUCGACUCAGUCCAGCGGAAGUACGAUAUUAAAGCAUCUUCAGCGGUCGGUCACGGACCACCUCCUGGUAUCUCCUUCGAUCGUUUUGUUCGCGCUUGCGUCGUGGUAAAGCAACUCAGCGAGGCAUUCGGACGCCUUGACACCGAUCACGACGGAUGGAUUCAGAUCAAUUACGAUCAGUUUAUGCAGACGGUGCUCAGCCUGCCUUGA
Molecule: messenger RNA, 687 nt
Organism: Guyanagaster necrorhizus
Lineage: Eukaryota; Fungi; Basidiomycota; Agaricomycetes; Agaricales; Physalacriaceae
Product: EF-hand
Exons: 10
Coding region: 1-687 (228 amino acids)
Molecular function (GO): calcium ion binding
Source: RefSeq, a predicted model, not a curated record